GCAGGGGAGGCUGGGAGCCAGGACUUCUGGGUUCUAUCCCCAGCUCUGGGAUCCUUUCAAAAAGGCAGCCCCCAGAACUGAGCCUGGUGUUCCCGAUGGGGCGUUGUUGUAACGCAGUGCCAGGAAGUAGCUUGACACGGCAGCGGUAUCCGUAGAGAUCAUAGUGGAGUCCGUUAAUUCGUCUCUCCAUUUCACAUUUCCUUGGUCCAGCGUUCUCAGUGAUUAAAUGCACUUUCAUUGAGCAGGGAAAUUUACGCGUGCGUGGGAGCUCUUUAAAAAUUCAAACUUCCAAAACCGCAUCCGGACCCUUGCGUAUUGCAGUUGCUGUGCUUUCAUCUUGGCUGGAAACCCAGGGUUCACUGGGCUUGGUUAGAAAUGAUUAAUUAAGGACCCAUAAUGUGCUCAGGACAGAAAACAAAUACAGCCCCUUGGCCACGAGAGCUUACAAGCUAAGAGGCCAGUAUGUCUGAGCCAAUGCAUCUUAGCAAAUCCAGAGGGAAGAGACAUUUACUGAGUUAUGAGGAACUGGGAGUUUCUCUUCCUGGCUGCACGGCUGAUGCGCAGAGCAUACCACCCUCCGUCUUUGUGCCUCAGUUUCCCCUCCCACCUUUUGUUUGUUCUUCUGGGCCUGGGCCAUCUCUUGCUAUGGGUUUGUACAGCAUCUGGUGCAGAGGGGCCCCUAUCUCUGUCAGGGCUUGUCCGGUGCCACAAGGGCCUGUAUGGUGCCCCACGGAACAAAACACCUUAGUAUCGAUUGGGUGGCUCUCUACAGUGUCUGGAACCACGAAGGGGCUGUGGUCUCAGUUGGGGAGGGGGGAACGCUGCGUACAGCACAGUGUUGGCCUUCAUCUCGGUCAGGGAGCCGGGUUGCUAUGGGGAUGCUCUGAGAGGAAGUAAGUCCUAGUAACGUCGUGCCGGCUGUGAGGAGGGAGGACACAGGCGAAAGGUACCAAUGGCUACAGAUUCCGGCGAGCCGGCCAGCACGGAAGAUCCGGAAAAACCUGAUGGAGUUUCUCUGGACGGCAGGAUCCCGACCAUCGAAGCCGCUUUGAUCAUGGAGCCCGCCUGCACCCCGGCCUCCGGGGGUGCCACGGAACGGAAGCGGUUCUUCCGGAAGAGCGUGGAGAUCAUGGAGGAGGACAGAACCGCUGAACCGUCUCCCAGGGACGAGCGGGAGCAGCUGGUUGCGGGCGGUCGCCGAGGGGACCAGCUCUCUGCCAGUGUGCUGGGGCAGGAGGCCAGGAAUGAGUUGGGUUCUAAGGCGAUUUCAGAGGCCUCCAAGGAGAAGUCCAAGAAGGAGAUCGAAGAGGAGGCGGAGAUGAAAGCAGUGGCCACCUCGCCCAGCGGCCGCUUCCUGAAGUUUGAUAUUGAGUUGGGCCGAGGGGCCUUUAAAACCGUCUUCAAAGGGCUUGACACAGAGACGUGGGUUGAGGUAGCCUGGUGUGAACUGCAGGACAGGAAGCUAACCAAAGCAGAACAGCAGAGGUUUAAGGAAGAAGCAGAGAUGCUGAAAGGCCUACAGCAUCCGAACAUCGUCCGGUUUUAUGAUUCCUGGGAGUCCACGGUGAAGGGGAAGAAAUGCAUUGUGUUAGUCACUGAGCUGAUGACUUCUGGCACCUUAAAGACGUACUUAAAGCGAUUCAAAGUCAUGAAACCAAAGGUCCUGAGGAGCUGGUGCCGACAGAUCUUGAAAGGCUUGCAGUUCCUCCACACCCGGACCCCGCCCAUCAUCCACCGGGACUUGAAAUGCGACAACAUCUUUAUCACUGGACCCACGGGUUCGGUGAAGAUCGGCGACCUGGGCCUGGCAACCUUGAUGCGCACGUCAUUCGCUAAGAGCGUCAUUGGCACCCCCGAGUUCAUGGCCCCCGAGAUGUAUGAAGAGCAUUACGAUGAGUCGGUGGACGUGUAUGCUUUCGGGAUGUGCAUGCUGGAAAUGGCCACUUCCGAGUACCCCUACUCUGAGUGCCAGAACGCCGCCCAGAUCUAUCGCAAAGUCACCAGCGGCAUUAAACCCGCCAGUUUCAACAAGGUGACUGACCCGGAGGUGAAAGAGAUCAUUGAGGGGUGCAUCCGGCAGAACAAAUCUGAAAGGUUGUCUAUCAAAGACCUUUUGAACCAUGCCUUCUUCGCGGAGGACACGGGGCUGCGGGUGGAGCUGGCGGAGGACGACGACGGGCUGAGCUCUUCUUUGGCCUUGAGGCUGUGGGUGGAAGACCCCAAGAAGCUGAAGGGGAAGCACAAGGACAAUGAAGCCAUCGAGUUCAGUUUCAACCUGGAGUCGGAUGUCCCCGAAGAAGUGGCGUGCGAGAUGGUGAAAUCCGGAUUCUUCCACGAAAGCGACUCCAAAGCUGUGGCCAAGUCCAUCCGGGACCGUGUGGCCCUGAUCAAGAAGACCCGAGAGCGGCGGCAAGCCAGCUGCCUGGAGGAACAGAGGGAAGCCCAGUGCAAGGCAGCUGGUGGGGCUCCGCUGCUCCAGGGCGUCUCGCUGACCGGCCCGUCCCUGCCGGCGGGUGCCGAGUGGGAGGAGACGGAGGUGGACCAGCACGUCCGGCAGCAGCUGCUGCAGCAGACUCAGCACCAGUCUUCCUUGGCGGCCGAGAGCCUGUCGGAGAAGAGUGCUGGGUCAGUGAUUCUGUCGGAUGCCUCCACACAGCACAGCCUGGCCUACACGGAGCAGGUGAUGGGCUGCCCUCCACAGGCCUCUAUCCCCCCACCGGUGGAAGCCGGCCUUCAGGGACAUCUCUACCCAUCGCAGCCGGUGAUGGGACACUAUCAGCAGAUUGCUGGGCAGGUGCAGCAGCAGAACCUGGGCCACCUGCAGAUCUUACCCCCAGCUCUACCCACCCCCAGCUUGGCUCCACCGGCAGCUCCCCAGCCCCAGGUGUCACCCGGCACGGUCCCGCAGUUCACGCCGAUAACGCACCUCGAGUCGCAACUGCCCUACGGGGCCGAGGGGCAGGCGCUGGAGCCAUCGGUCAUGGCGGUGCCCCAGGCCAUCCUGACAGCUGCCUCUCCCCAUGCCAUGCCGGCAGCCAGCGCGCAGCUGGACUCCAUCACCAGGACCGGGAGUCAGAUGGCCACCACCACUGCAGCCGAGGUCGACCCGGCUUCUGGCUUCCUGACCCUCGGUCACAGCCUGGCACCGCAGAAUCAGCCCUCGGCCCAGUUUGUUGGCAACAUGCAGGGGAUGGCCCAGCUCCUGCCUGCUUCCUUGGCUGGGCAGCCAGGGGCGCCCAUGCAGCAGGUUGCGCCCAUGCAGCAGCUGCAGCAGGUGGCAUCGAUGCAGCCGCUCCAGCAGGUUCCUGCCAUGCAGCAGCCCCAGCAGGUGGUGCCCAUGCAGCAACCGCAGCAAAUUCCUCAGCAACCUGUACCCAUGCAGCAGAUUCCAGCCAUGCAGCAACUGCAGCAAGUUGCAUCGAUGCAGCAGGUUCCUGCCAUGUCCCAGCAGGUGAUGUCCAUGCAGCAGCCACAGCAAAUUCCUCAACAGACUGCGCCCAUGCAGCAGGUUCCUGCCAUGCAGCAGCCACAGCAGGUUGCAUCAAUGCAGCAACCCCAGCCGGUUGCGCCCAUGCAGCAGCCCCAAGAGGUUUCCGCCAUGCAGCAGCCGCAGCAAGUUCCUCAACAGACUGCACCCAUGCAGCAGGUUCCUACCAUGCAGCAGCCACAGCAGGUUGCAUCGAUGCAGCAACCCCAGCCGGUUGCGCCCAUGCAGCAGCCCCAACAGGUUCCCGCCAUGCAGCAGCCGCAGCAAAUUCCUCAACAGAUUGCACCCAUGCAGCAGGUUCCUACCAUGCAGCAGCCACAGCAGGUUGCAUCGAUGCAGCAACCCCAGCCGGUUGCGCCCAUGCAGCAGCCCCAACAGGUUCCCGUCAUGCAGCCGCCCCAGCAGUAUGCUGUGAUGCAGCCAGACUCCUUACUGCAGCCUUCCCUGGCCCAGCCAGCGCAGCCCAUGCAGUUGCAGCUGCCGGGUUACCCGCCCCCUCAGCAGCCGCAGUUUGUGCAGCACACGGGCACCCUAGAGCAGCCGCAGGGGCUGCUGGUGCAGGAGCCAGACCAGCAGGUGGAACGCGUGCGUCCUGUCCCGGCCCCAGAGCAGCUGGCUUACCCGCUGCAGGCCCCGUACCGGCUGCAGCCAGCAUAUCCCCUGCAGGGUCCUUACGCUGACCAGCCCCCCUGCCCAGCCCAGCCGGCAGAGCCGGUGGCGUAUGCAUACCCGGAGCUGCCGGGGUACCCGGUUCAACCCCUCUGCCCGGGGCAGCCUCCGUACCGGGUGGAGCAGGUGACGUUUCUGAGCCAGCUGGCAGAUCCGCAGCAGCCAGCCUUUGUGCCGUCUCCUGGGGCGCUGAGCCAGGAGGCUGGCACAGAGCAGAUGCCCGUGGCGCUCUCCCAUCAGGACAGCAGCGGCUUGGGGUACCCCCUGGCACAAGGGCCGGGCGAAGGGCAACAGACAGCGCCGCCGGCGGUCCCGUUCCUCCCGCCGCAGCCCUCCGCUUUCGCGCCUCCCGCGAUGCAGGCACUACCUCAGCAGGCUCCUCUCCAGCCACAGCCGCUCCUGGCCACGGUCCCCAUCUUGCUCCAGACCCUGUCGCCCAGGCCAGAGCAGCUGCAGCCGCCCUCCUCAGAACAAGCCUAUGGAGCGCAGCAGGCAGCAGUGCGCGUCCCUGAGCAGCCAGCCUACGUCCUGUUAGCGGCAGAGUCGGGGGUGUACCAGAGUCCGGCAGCCAGCCCUCUGCUCACCGCCUCCCCGCAGCCCGCCCUGAGCCCCCAGCUGCACCCACAGCACGGGCCGGGGCCCGAGCAGGUUUCCCAGCCUGCCACGGUGCCUGAGGCCCAAAUAGCUGCUCCAAAGCCAGACUUGCUGCAAGGGCUAAAUCCCGAGCUGGCUGCUUUGAAGGAAAGCUCCAAUGCACACGAGCCCAUGAGUGGCAACGGCAAACAAGACCGAAGUAAACAGAGGCGGGCGUCCUGCCCCCGGCCGGACAAAGGGACCAAAUUCCAGCUCACUGUGCUGCAGGUGUCUGCGGCUGGGGAUAAUAUGGUCGAGUGCCAGCUGGAGACCCACAACAACAAGAUGGUCACCUUCAAGUUUGAUGCUGAUGGAGAUGCGCCCGAGGAUAUUGCUGAUUACAUGGUAGAAGAUAACUUUGUGCUGGAGAGUGAGAAGGAGAGGUUUGUGGAGGAGCUGAGAGCCAUUGUGUGCCAAGCUCAAGAGAUCCUCCGAAGCCUGCCGGUGGAAGAGCGAGCGUCUGGCAAUGAUUCCGUUCCCUCCGAGUCCAACAGCAGCCAAACAGGAUCGUCCGAGCAAGUUCAGAUAAACCCUGCCUCCACUCAGACUGGCAACGAGUGCGCUCCUCAGUCCUCUCCAGUCGGCCGCUGGCGAUUCUGCAUCAAUCAGACAAUAAGGAACAGAGAGGGGCAGAUGCCGGGUGUUACCGGUCCGGACAAGGAGAAUGCUAAGGAGACGUAUCCGCAGGGUGGGCUGCUGGCUGCCGAGAGCCAGGGUCCCAAUGGCAGCCCAAAGGACAGCGCGGCACCAGAGUGCCCCGGCUCGAAACCUGAGCGGCUGGCGGAAGGAGACGCGGAGACACUAGUGCCUCUGUCUGCCAACGACAACUGGGCUGGGCCGGAGACUGGAGAGCCCCCUGCCCCACAGCCUGGCGACCGCCCUGUCGGCUUGGCAGUGGCCCACGCUGGCGAGCCGCCCCUCCUGGCCGAGGUCCCGGCGUCUGAGUGCCAGUCCCAGCAGCCUCCGCAAGAAGGAGACACCUCUCUGAACUCCAGCGCCGGGCAGGUGCAGACGCCCGGCUCGGAACCGGCCCCUCUGCCCCCCUCGGUGCCAGAAUCUGACGGCGAGGGGCCACCCAAGAUGGAUUUUGUUGACAACCGAAUCAAAACCCUGGAUGAGAAGCUAAGGACGCUGCUCUACCCAGAGCACAGCUACUCCGAUAGCCAGAAGGACACGCAGAGCACGGAGUCCCCACUCUCCUCGGCCGAGGAUACGCUGUCCUGUGCUGGGCCGGAAGCGCCAGCCACCGUCCCCUCCCCGGCAGAGUCCCAGGGGACUGAUGCCUUUGAGGGGUCUCCGCUGCCCCCCGCCGAGGCUGCCAGCCAGGCUGCUGGCUUGCCAGCGCUGAGACAGGACCCCGACGUCAUUACGGUCGCGCCCAGUGACCUCUGUCUGCACGAGCCGUCCCCGGAGCCUUCCUCCCCGCCGAACCCCGAGACCUGCCCCGCUGCAGUAGCCAGCACUGGAGCCGUUCAUCUGCAGACAGGAGGUGGAUAUUUUGGCCUAAGCUUUACUUGCCCUAGUCUCAAAAACCCUAUUAGCAAGAAAUCCUGGACUCGCAAAUUAAAAAGCUGGGCGUUCAGGCUCCGGCAAUCCACCAGCUUUUUCAAGAGAUCCAAAGUCCGCCAAGCGGAGGCAGAGGAGACGAGGACGGAGGGGCCUGCCGAGCAGGCUGGGGCGAACGAAGCCAGUGGGAGGUGGAGAUCGGCUUCGGUGUCCUAUCAGCGAGGUCGCUUCCAGGUCACCUCCGUGCCGCAGCAGCCAGCUCCCUGUGCUGCAGACGCCGGACCUGACGCUGCCGGGCCGGAGGAGCCUCAGACGGACGAUCCAGGCACCCCCCCGCCGGGAGAGUCGCUCCUGUGGGCUGGCCUGGCCUGCGAGACGGAUGCCUCUUCCCUCACCCCGGAGCAGGAGCCGGAGGAGCUGUCGGCCACAGGGAGCAGCACAGAGCCGUGGGCCGAGGGGCCCGUCCUGAGGCAGCCCAGCUCUGAUAGUGAGCUGGGCCCCGAGGAAUCGGGGGAGACCCUGGGGUCCGGCAGGGACCAGUGCCCCCCGCUGGCCGAGGACCGCGCCGGCCAUGGGGCCGUGCGCCGCAGUUCCCUCUUCCACUCGGCCUCCUCACCCAUGAGCAGCGAUGACGAGUCUGAGCUCGAGGACGAGGACCUGAAGGUGGAGCUGCAGCGGCUGCGGGAGAAACACAUCCAGGAGGUGGUGACGCUCCAGGCCCAGCAGAGCCGGGAGCUGCAGGAGCUGUACAAACGCCUGCACGCUCUCAAAGACAGCAAGCCCGAGCUGUCGGAGCUGUCCCUGCAGCCCGCCUCCCCCCGCCGGCCUCGCUCCUUCAGAAGCAAAUUGCGCAGCCGGCCUCAGGUCCUGACACACGCCGAGAACUCUAUCGUCGCCACAGAGUGCUGCUGCACGACCACCGCCGCCUCCAUGAUUGACUAUCAGCUGAGCAUCCAGGCCCGCCUGCUGCAUCAGAGCUGUGCCCCGGGGGAGCCCAGCCCAGAGCAGCUGUGUGCUGUCAGUGGGACUGCCUCCUGCCAGCAGUCCCCGGCCAGCAAGAAGGGGAUGUUCACCGACGACUUGCACAAGCUGGUGGAUGACUGGACUAAGGAGGCGGUCGGGAACGCCCUCAUGAAACCCAGCCUGAACCAGAUCAAACAGAACCAGCACCGGCUGGAGGGGGACAGCUGGAGCAAAGCCUGCGAGAACACGUCCUCGUCAGUGGGCUACACCUCCACCUGGAUUUCCUCCCUCUCCCAGAUCCGCGGGACUGUGCCGGCCUCCUUGCCCCCCGGACUGGCCCUCCCGGCAUUCCCCAGCGUCCUGCCGCCCUACAGCAUGCCCCACGUCUGCCAGUACAACGCCAUGGCAGGGGCGGCUUACCCAAUGCAGUGGGUGGGUGUUUCGGGGAUGGCUCAGCAGUCGGUGGUCGUCCCCUCCCCGCCCAUCGGACCCUUCCAGCCUGGGGGCAGCAUGCUGGGAUUCCCGGCCUCCCCAGUCCCUAACCCAGCUACCAUCCCGCCUGGUCCCAAAUGAAGCCAGAGCAGGGAGCUGGAGGCAAACAGGGUGUUGUCGUACUCCCCCAUCGUGGCCUGCAAACCGUGUGGAUUCUGGUGUGGCUGACGUCCAGUCUGCCAGUGGAGGCGAUUUGUCUCAGCUAACAGUGACUUGUGGCACGGUUCCUAUCCUCCCGGAAUACUUGAUUUGAUUUGAUUUUUUUAACCAGCUUUGGUAAACUCGGCUCCUGCGUCUCAUGCUCCUGAGAUGUGAUCGCUUCAGAAAGAAACCUCCAUUUCACCCCUCUCUGGCGGAGAAGCUGUCCGCCUGCAUCUUUUAAAUGGCAGACGUGAUGGUGGGGAGGAAUUUCUGAUUUGGUUUUUAAGUUAGUUUAUGGAAAAUGUGCUCCUAGAACUCACGUCGGUUUGAGCUGCGGCUGGGAAGUUUAGAAAGAAAAAAUGUUUUGAUCAGUGCAGCUAGCUUCUGCCGAGUUCUAAAGACCCUCCUUCCAACCCUGAGCCAGGAGGACUGGGGACUGAAAAAAGGGUUUCCUUGAUCUCACCAAUCCUGUCGCUGUGUCAGGAAUAUCCUUGAGCCAUUCAGGGCAGCUCCGUACAAAACCAGCAGCUAUUUCCUCGUUCCUCAUACGCACACUUCUUUGAUUUGAGCAGCUGAGAGAUGCUUGGGUAGUUGGGUGUUUCCUGUUGAAAUGAGUUCUGGUUUUGUUAUUUUUGCAGCAGACACGAGUCUCAGAGUCGGGGGGAGUUGCUGGGAGGGGGCUAUUUUAAAUCUCUUCCAAUCUCAGUCACCCCAUCUGGGACACAGAUUUGGAGGUGCGAAAUUAGACAGGGCAACAGGGCUGUGUGCACCCCUGUGCUGUAGAGAAUUUGGGAGCAAACGCAGUGAAUUGGGGUCUUACUUUAGCCCUGCUAAACCCUGUGCUUUUGCAGCUGCCCUCGUUUUGAAAAGCCUGCCUUUCAGAAGCACUGGCUUCCAAUGUUUUUCUAUCUUAGGCGCAUUUGAAAAUACUGCCUCAAGUCCAUUUUCGAAAGGGACUUUUCCUGAUUUUCAAAGGUAGAAGCAGUUUAGCGGCUUAACUCAUUGAUUUCAAUCGAAUUUAGCCACCUAACCUUCUUAGUGCUUUGUGACUAUGCUGGUAGGCACCUGUUUGCAUCUUUACUCUCCUAAAUAUCUUUGAAAAUCAGCUCCUACGUCUCUUUUGAAAAUGGCACUUCUGAAAAUUUCAUCCUGCGUCAUCCUGGCUUUGAUCUUAUAGCUCAUAUUUGACCCCUUUUGGGCUCUGAAAUCUUAAGCACAGCAACCUGAACAUGGGGGUCCUGUACGCAUUCGACUUCGCGUUAUGAUCUGGAGCACAUUCGAAACGGCUCACUUUCAGUGGGUUUGUUUCUUUUUAAUAUUCUUUCCCUUUGCAACCUGCCUCCGAGCCCUGGGUUGUAGACUAGCACAUGUCCCCUGAUUGCAGCCCUGUAGUGGCUAUGCUCGGAGAGAGUGCUUUCAGAGAAAGAGACUAAUUGAGGCUAAUGGAGAUUUUUUUAGCUGAAGUUUGGUUUACAUGAAGUGCAGCAAAUCCUCUUUCUCCGUCUCACCUGAUGGGCCCACUGACUCCAACACCGGUACCCAACUUGGCUUCAGUUCCUUAUUGUCUUUGCAAGGAUUUUAGCACAUGGGGUUGGGUUAGAUUUGUGGUAGGAACAGGGACUUAAAAUCACUUGCCAAAACUCAUCCCAUCUCCCCUUGGCAUUGCUGUCUCGUGGCCUUUUCUGCAUCCUGAGUUUCAAACAGACAUUUCUUUGCCAGGUGGCUUUCAAGUCCGUUGGAUCUUGCAAGGCUGGGCCCUUUGUCGGAUAGGAACUUUUCAGAUGUGCCAAAUGCUUCUGCUCCACCCUGAAAGCCCCGCUUAGAACAGCAUUAGGAAUGGACCCAGGUAGAGGUGCAAACUCGGCCCCAUUCCAUGCCCCCACCCCCGCUCCCCCUGCUUUGUCUGCCUGCAGCCACUUGCAUUGCCUUAUAACUGCUGUCUCCUAAGGUUUUUGUCAGAUUUUUACUGGGAAGGGCUGCAUGUCCGAGGGUGACUUGACACCAGUGGGUUUAACUUUUUUAUAGCGAACACGUGCAGAAAACAAACCCACACGCAGAUAGCGAGCGGCGUUUGUGAAGACCCGAGAACAGCGUUUCUCAUCUCCCUGGGAUUUUUUGGAUUUUUUUAAGACAUUUCAGUUCUUUUUUGGCUGGUUGUGUUCACUCCGUUAAAAACAAGUCUCAAACGGUGUAGGCACUUGGACUACGAAGUCUGGUUUUGUUUUCAACUUGGAGGAGAGGGUGUUUGGAAAUGGGAGGUGCUUGGCCUUAGCUUUCUUCCUUUCCCCAAAGCACAGAUCUGUGAAACAGCCGUUGGUUUUCCGGUGGGAGGGGAAAUCAAGGGCUUGUCUGCUCUUGCAAGGCUGCAGCAGGAGGGAUUUUCCGUAGACCCGGGCCUAAGACUCUGAACUAGCUCUGGGACCUGAUUGUAACUGACACCAAAACCGGACAGAAAUCCGAAUGCUAUGCAAGUAGAGUGAAAGCACACCUUAGUGUGCAUCUGUUGGUCUGGCUGUUUCCUUGUAGGAAGAGGAGAAAGCUGUGGAGGGACGGGGCUGGUAUCCUAUCUGUAACUGACCCAGGUAGAGUGGUAUAAAAUCAGGUCCGAAGGAUGCUUUUGGCUUUGACCCUGCUAAUUGUGGAGCGCUCUGGCCCUGAUCCAGCAAAGCACAAGUUGAAGUGUAUGAGUAAUCAGGGACAGGAACAGUUAAUUGGGAAGAGUCCAUGCACAGACAGACCCUUAGUGACACUGGGAAUCUAGCCUUGAUUCAGGAAGGGUUUUAAACAGCAGAAGGGGAGGGUGUCCCAGAUCAGGGCCCGACAGCAGAAAUGACUGCAGUUAGACCGGGAAAACACCUACUGUCUGUAUGGACCAGUCACUUGUGUCUGUUUCCUAGGGCAAACUACAAGUCCUUCGAAGACUGCAGUCCCUCCAGAUGUAUCCUCUCUAUCAUGAAGUGUCUGAGCAGCACGCUAGAAAUAGAUGCUGUAAAUCUGAUAACAAACCAAACCGUGCCCCCAGCCCCCAAAGAGUCAGUAGCAGCGUUCCGUCUGUAUGGAACGGUUCAUCUUUUCGUUGGCUGUAAUGUAACAAGGAGCUUUCUGGGUCCCACGUGGCAUUUUUAUUUUCUAUCCAGCAUGAAGGAUUUGAAGGUGAUAAACAAAUGUGAAUUAUUAUUAUUAUUAUUAUUUUUUUUUUAAAGAGACGUUUUAUUUUCCUGCUGUGACUCUUUCAGGUGGAAGUCUGCCAGGGUCAGCGUCCACUGUAACGAAUGGAUCGGUUUAAUAAUGGGCUGGUUUGGGGUACAGUCUGCUGAACCUGGUGCUUUUUACGUUUGCUCUUGGUUUUAUCUACCUCAUUUUUUUUUAGUGCUGUUUGAAUCCAGCCUCCAAUUUCCCAGUGUUGCUUUAUUUCCACCCCUCGUCUUAUGGGACUUCAAAGUGACAUUUGAUCUUCCAUUUUCUCAGUUAAUUAUUUGUGUAGCGAUUGCAUUUGCUCUCUUGAGGCAAAUCCCCCCCUUGAAUUAGCUGGAUGAAUGAAAAUAUGAUUUAGACGCUGCACCGUUGACCUGGGAUCUUUGGUAGCGCAUGUGAAAGCUGGAGCACCGAUCUGCCUUUCAGUAGCAACAAUUUGAAAAGCUUGUUUUAUCCACAGAAGCAUUGCUCAUGAAUUAUUUGUGUCCCUAAUUAAGCCAUCAAAAUAAGCCAAGCCACUGGCAUUGUUCCGUGGGGCGUGAUUCUUAACGUCCCUUUAAGGUGUUUUAUUUAAUAGUCGUUAAAAUGAUGCAGUCUGUCUGUCCUUCAUUUUACACGUUCUUAUUCUGUAAAGGUGAAAUGUUUGGUGAAAACUAUGUUAACCUAAAAUACAUUUGGAUUUUUGUUUUUUAA
This is a messenger RNA of Chelonia mydas (Green sea turtle), 11779 nucleotides long. It is a transcript of the gene WNK3, whose product is annotated as WNK lysine deficient protein kinase 3. Gene Ontology annotation, molecular function: chloride channel inhibitor activity; potassium channel inhibitor activity; ATP binding. NCBI's taxonomy places the organism in Eukaryota, Metazoa, Chordata, Testudines, Cheloniidae. Gene Ontology annotation, cellular component: cytoplasm; cytosol. Bases 953 to 7831 code for a protein of 2292 amino acids. Gene Ontology annotation, biological process: monoatomic ion homeostasis; positive regulation of potassium ion import across plasma membrane; protein phosphorylation. The transcript is spliced from 25 exons. The record is from RefSeq and is a predicted model, not a curated record.